UGUUUUGUGAGAGAGAAACAUCUAAUUCUUUUACAUUAUCGAUAGAGACGAACAAAAUUAUUCCGGACUAUCUUUUCUAGAGGGCAUUACACGACAAUAAUAGCUUUUAAAUUAUUAAAUUUAAACAUGAUAUACAUCAAUAAUACAUUAUUAUAGUUUUAAGUUUAUCGAUACGUAGUAUUAAGACAAAAGACAAGUUAUUUGAUCUUCAAGCAAUAAAUAAUUAAAAGUGAUUUAUUAUGGAAAAAUUAAUAAAUAAUGUAAUAGAGUUCGUAAUUAAACUCUCAGAGGUUAACUUUGAUGUCGAAAAAUCAAAAAUUCAAAAAUACAAGCAUAUUGACAUUGAAUUAAUAAAAGAUGAUAAAUUUGAUUGGGUUCAAAUAACACACUGUAGUUUGACAAAUUUAUACCAUUCUGAUUGGAUUGAUGUUCUAUGUAAAGCUGUAUGUCAAUCGUCAGUUGAAAAUACAUCAACUUUAAUUUUCUUCAAAUCUAAUCAUAGUAAUCAUGAAUUUACUUAUAAUAUACAUAAAUUAAAUCAAUAUCGAGAAAUUUCUUCAUUUAUACGUCAUCCUCAUCUAAAAGAAUAUUUAGGGAUAAAAAUUGAGCAUAAAUUAAAAAAAGAAGAAUAUGAAUUAUUUAAAAUAAAGUUACCGCAAGAGCUUAAUAAUUUGAAUAAAAUUUAUUCGAAUUUAAAAUAUACAUUACAAUGUGAUGAUCAGUUACUGUACAACAAUUUCGUGAGUUUGGACGAAAUUUUCAGUCAAUGUUACUUGAUGAGUUCUGCAAUUGAAAAGGUUAUCAUAUCAAGUAUUAAUGAUGAAUUUCGUCUGGAAUGUUCUAAAUUACUGGGUACUAUGCAAAGUGGCAAUUUAAAUAGUGCUAUGACGAUUAAAUUAUUUGAAUUGUUUAAUAAUAAUUAUGAAUUUAAAAAUAACCGGUAAUUAAAAUUAUUUUUAAUUAAAAAAAUUCAGUUUAUGUACUAAUAAUUUAAGAAAAUAGUUUUUAUAUGUUGAUUUUCACAGCAGUAAUUAUGACAAAGUUGAAAUAAAUAUAAUGUAUUACUUAUUAACAAAGAUUAAUUUAUUUAAAUUCUCCCGCGUAUGCGCGCAUCCAUAGGGUCCAUGGGUGUCAUCUUUUUGUCCUAACAACCAGUUCUUUCGAGUCGAAAAGUAUUUCGAUUGAAUAUUAUUUCCGGUAUAGUUAAGAGUCAAAUGAUGUUAAUAAUGACUGUAUUUAUUUCUAGUGGAUGUUUGAGACAGAUUUGUAUUUAGUCAGUUGCAUUUAAUGUUGUUUCCUUUAAAUACAGAUGGCUGAUAGUAACAGUACGAGAUGGUGACUUAGUAAUGUAGAAAGAUGUCAAAUUAUGAACAGUUGUACAUCUAACUGAUGUUAUGUAUUUGCAUACAGUGAUUAAGUCGGACAUAAAAUGUUACAUGUGUAUUUGUUGCUAUCAUGAAAAAUAGUCACUAAUCUAUUAAAAAAACGAUAAUUUAAUGCAUUAGUAUUUUAUACUUUUUUUAAAAUGAGUCAAAUAAAUUGCGAGCAGUUUGCUGAUAAUGCCAGUUGAAUUUUUGUCUAGCCUUAUUUAAGUUUACAAUAAUUUCGAGUCAGCGAUUGUAUGUUGCCAACAUACUUGGUAGCAUCGAAAGUUGUAGCAAGUGGAGGUUUAUGCUCGUGCGAUUUAGU
Molecule: messenger RNA, 1689 nt
Organism: Microplitis demolitor
Lineage: Eukaryota; Metazoa; Arthropoda; Insecta; Hymenoptera; Braconidae
Exons: 3
Coding region: 240-944 (234 amino acids)
Source: RefSeq, a predicted model, not a curated record